Molecule: messenger RNA, 2241 nt
Organism: Sebastes umbrosus (honeycomb rockfish)
Lineage: Eukaryota; Metazoa; Chordata; Actinopteri; Perciformes; Sebastidae
Gene: tmed5
Product: transmembrane p24 trafficking protein 5
Exons: 4
Coding region: 1-678 (225 amino acids)
Biological process (GO): intracellular protein transport; endoplasmic reticulum to Golgi vesicle-mediated transport; Golgi organization
Cellular component (GO): COPII-coated ER to Golgi transport vesicle; endoplasmic reticulum; endoplasmic reticulum-Golgi intermediate compartment
Source: RefSeq, a predicted model, not a curated record
AUGGAGGUUCUCCGGCUGGUUCUGAGUGUCCUGUCCGUGUUUGUUGCUCUGAUCUCGGACAGGUUUGUGUCUUCCUUCUCUCAGGCUGUGGACAGCGACUACACGUUCACUCUGCCAGCAGGUCGCAAGGAAUGUUUCUACCAGACUAUGAUGAGGAAUGCCUCCAUGGAGAUUGAAUACCAGGUACUAGACGGUGCAGGUCUCGAUGUAGAUUUCCACAUCACCUCUCCUUCCGGCCACCAGCUGUUCAGUGACUACCACAAGUCAGAUGGAGUGCACACUGUUGAGAUUGUCGAGAACGGAGACUACAUGUUCUGCUUCGACAACACGUUCAGUACCGUCUCCGAGAAGCUCGUCUUCUUCGAGCUGAUCCUGGACAACAUGGAGAGGGAGGAAGAGGACUGGCAUAACUAUAUCGAAGGAACAGACAAGCUGGACAUGAAGCUGGAAGACAUCAUGGACACCAUCAACAACGUGAAGGCUCGUCUGGGCAAAAGUGUGCACAUCCAGAACCUGCUGCGGGCGUUCGAGGCUCGCGAUAGAAACAUCCAGGAGAGUAACUUUGACACGGUGAACUUUUGGUCGGUCUUUAAUGUCAUUAUUAUGAUGUUGGUAUCGUCGGUUCAGGUCUACCUGGUCCGCUCACUGUUUGAAGACAAAAGGAAAAUUCGUACAUAACACCACCCCAAACGGAGGGACACCGAGAGAAAGAAACUUAACGCACUAGCCCUCAGAUACCUUUGAGAUUUUUUUUUUCAGCAGAUCUACUGGCUUGUGACUUUUAACACAAUCUAUACACAUACAUAUGCACGCACACCUACACAAAGACAGACAUUUUGACAUUCUUAAUAACAAAGUCACCUCUGUUGUUGUGCUGGUUCUCAGUCCUCUGGAGUUUGGGGGACAGUGUGAGUGCCUGGUUUGGAACAGCAACUUCUAACUAUCUGCCCCUCUCUUUGCUACAGACAAAAAAUCUCUUUGUUUCUCUUUAAAACUUGCAUUGUUUUGUAGUCCUCCCUAGCGGCUGUAAUUCUUCACAGAAAGUAACAUAACAAGCACAUUUAUGAUGUCAUUAUUUUUCUAACAGAGCCUAAAGUUACCAGGCCAGUGGCAAAAAUAUGUCCUCUUUUCUUUGGACAUGUUUUUAUUUAAGAUAAACUAGAUGAAGAAAUGAUGUGGUAGCUGAAGAUUUAGAUUUAUUUCUGACAAAUAAAGAGUGGGGAAUCAGCAAGUCUUCCCUGUACAGUAGUUACUCUCAAAAAUGUACCAUAGUGGUUUGUAUUUCGCUGCCAGCCAUGAACAUUUAUGUUGUCACACUUUCACUGUCAUGCCAAUACUGGAAUAGGAGAAAAGCAAACAGACCAUCUCUUAAUGACUACUGCCCUGCUCUCCUACGGGCUUAUGGGCUCCCCUCCUCUGUGAAGCCUCUCUGCUGCUGUUGACUGGUGUCUGCUUACAGACACCCACAGUGUGAAGAUGUCGGGCCCGCCUGUCUCGCUGGUGACUAAGAGUAUUUCUAUCUUCCUGACACCUGGAAGGUCAUUACCACUACUACAUGGGUGCACUGCUCAGUUUAAUAUGCACGAGCCAUUCACUGCCUUGUCAGCAUUCUUUUUAAAUGCUUGUUUGAUAUUCAUGUUUUUUUUUUUAAGCCAUUAUUACAAACUAACAUCUGAUCAUUGCACUGCCUCUGAUGCCACGGAACAACAUGUUUUUUGUCUUCAUAUUCUUAACAUGAUGGGCCCCAAAGUGAUUUCUUUUUUUUAGGUUAAUCGGGGUCCACCAGAAACGGGUCCACAACUUGUUAUAAUGUGUGAGCGAUGGAGGAUUUUUUUUAUCUCAUUGGUUGUUUAUACAGCAUUAAGACACUAGAGUGGCUUGUGAUUAUGGUUGCUGAGAGGAUUUCUAUUUUUAUUGUUUUCGUUACUGAGGAGAAACUUGGUUACUCACUACCCAGCUGGGAGCUUCAUGUUGCCAUCUUCUGAGUUUGCUGUAAGAUAAAGAUCACACAGUGAGUUCAUGCCUUCAUAAUUUAACAGCCUUAUGUUGCAAGUGCUGUAAAACCAAACUUUGAGCAGUUUUGAAAUGAUUUUUUUGACAAUAAAUGUACACAUCGUGGGUCCCUGAAAUAACAUAGAGGAUGCCUAUGGCUGCCUCAGUUUAAGUGCUUACUACCAUCAUGUAUUCUCUGGUCUCACUGUGGCAUCAAGUGUUUAAUUAAAGUAUUGUAUGUUGAAAUUC